Sphaeroforma arctica JP610 is the source of this 285-nucleotide messenger RNA. RefSeq lists its product as hypothetical. The transcript has 2 exons. The annotation marks the transcript as partial. The record is from RefSeq and is a predicted model, not a curated record. Lineage: Eukaryota; Ichthyosporea; Ichthyophonida.
AUGUAUGGCCUAGGCAAUCAAGCUGAGAUGCGUAGGGCGGCCCAGAAGGCAGGGGAGAUGGUUGAUAAACAGAUUGAACUGAAAUUAGUCGCCUUCAACGACCACACACGUGAGGGUCACACGUUCGAUUAUUCCAAAUAUUACAGAAACGUUUUAUUUCCAUCUGUGCCGAUCGGCGAAUUGGCGGCCCCGGUGACAUCGGUACACGCGAUGAAAAUGAAUAACAAACGACAAAAAAAUCCCAACCGAGUGCUGUGGCGGUCGAAGUGGAACAUCGCAGGAAAG